CCGUCUGCCUGCCUGCCUGUCUGUCUGACCAUGCACCUGGAGCUCGAGGCCCGGCCCGCAGCACAGUCGCGUUCUGCUCACAGGCUAGUACCGGAGGUUGCUGGUCAAACCCAGCCGGAGUCUCGCUAGGCUAGUUGAUGGGAGAGGAGAGAAGGAAAAAACGUACACGACGCAGCGGGCGGACAACCAUUGCUUCUUGCUCCUAAUAAACCAUAAACUGCGCCUCGGCUGUAUCACUGAAACAACAGACUGCCUCGCGGAGGGAGCGCCGCACCGGGACCCACCUGCACCUGCUUUAUUGUCUGUUUGACUCUGCGGAUAUUUUUGUUAACAUGUUUUAUCAGACCGCUUUGUUGUUGCCAGUCUUGUGUAGCAUCAUCAGCACCUCCAGCACUGCAUCCUUAGUGUCCCGGAAGUGUGAAGACAGCUUGGCCACUCCUCUCCCAUAUAGCUCCUUCACCAGUUCGUCACUAUUCAGCCAAGGAUAUGGAGCUGGUUACGCCAGACUCAACCGGAAACAAGGUUCUGGAGGUUGGUCGCCAUUGGAUACAGACCAUUACCCGUGGCUACAAGUAGACCUUGGUUCUAGAAAGCAGGUGGUUGCCAUAGCAACACAAGGUCGCUAUAGUAGCUCUGAUUGGAUCAGCAAGUAUCGGCUACUAUACAGUGACACACAGAAAAACUGGAGGCCUUAUGUGCAGGAUGGAAACAUUUUGACAUUUGAAGGUAAUGUAAACAGCGAUGGUGUGGUUCGCCAUGAGCUGCAGUAUGCCAUCCUGGCUCGCUACAUCCGCUUCAUCCCACUGGACUGGAGCAGGGAAGGACGCAUUGGGGUACGCCUGGAGCUCUACGGCUGCUCAUACUGGGCUGAUGUGAUCAGUUUUGAUGGCCAUGGUGUCAUCUCCUACCGCUUCAGGAGUAAGAAGUUAAAAAUUGUGAAGGAUGUCAUCUCUCUGAAGUUUCGAACCACAGUAGGAAAUGGGGUGCUGCUUCAUGGAGAGGGACAGCAGGGAGACUAUAUUUCCCUGGAGCUUCUUAGAGCAAGACUGCUGCUUAGCAUCAACUUAGGCAGUAACCAGUAUGGCUCUAUUCAGGGUCACACCACAGUGACCAGUGGGAGCUUGCUGGAUGAUGAUCACUGGCACUCAGUUGUCAUAGAGCGUUAUCGUAGGAAUGUCAACUUCACUCUAGACCACCACACACAGCAGUUCAGGACCAAUGGAGAAUUUGAUCACCUGGACCUGGACUAUGAGAUCAGCUUUGGUGGACUUCCUGUAUCUGCAAAGCCAACAUCAGGAGGCAAAGAGAACUUUGUAGGCUGCAUGGAGGGAAUUACCUACAAUGGGGAAAACAUCACUAGUCUGGUGCGCAGGAAGAAGGUGGACACCACCAGCUUUCGUAACCUGACGUUCUCCUGCACCGAAUCCAACUCCUUCCCAGUCUUCUUCAACUCAACAUCCUUCCUGCGGCUGCCCGGUCAGACUGACAGCGACACUCUGUCCGUCAGUCUGUCUUUCAGGACGUGGAAUCUCAAUGGGCUUCUGAUGUUCACUGCAUUGACGAAUGGCUGGGUGGAGCUGAGUCUGACAGAGGGAAAAAUCACUGUCUAUAUGAAUGUGACACAAAAGAAGAACACACGUAUAGACAUUUCAUCAGGUUCAGGUCUGAAUGAUGGCCAGUGGCACAGUGUCCACCUGAAUGCACUGGAAAACUAUGCGAUGCUUACAGUUGAUGGAGAUGAAGCCUCCACGGUCAGGACUGCUAUCCCUAUCCAGAUCCAGACUGGAGGAACUUAUUACUUUGGUGGCUAUUUUCUACAAACUAACACCCAAUCACUUCAGCGCUCCUUCCAGGGGUGCAUGCAGAUGAUCCACAUAGAUGAUCACCUGGUUGACCUCAAGGCAGUGGAGCAGGGGCUCAUUGGAACCUUUGAAAAUGUCAGCCUGGAUAUGUGUGCCAUUAUAGACAGGUGUGUUCCUAACCACUGUGAGCACAGUGGUCACUGUUCUCAGACAUGGGAUACGUUCACCUGCAACUGUAGCGGCACUGGCUACACUGGAGCUACUUGUCAUACUUCACUGUAUCAGCAAUCAUGUGAGGAGUAUAAGCACCAAGGGAAGCGUUCAGGGAACUACUGGAUAGACCCAGAUGGCAGCGGUCCUGUCGCCCCCUUCAGAGUCCACUGUGACAUGACAGAGGAAAUGGUUUGGACCACACUAAGGAACAACCUGUCUCCUCAGACAUCUGUGUCCAGUGCCGACGAUAAGGGGAAAGCAGUGCUGCAGAUUUCUUACAAUGUGACUGAUGAACAGGUGUUGUCAGUAACCAGCAGUGCUGAGUAUUGUGAACAGUAUGUAGCCUACGCCUGUCGAAUGUCCCGUCUGCUCAACAGUCCAGAUGGCACCCCAUUUACUUGGUGGUUAGGAAGAGCCAAUGAAAGGCAUUCGUACUGGGGGGGUUCAGGACCAGGGAUACAGAAGUGUGCCUGUGGAAUUGAACACAACUGUACUGAUCCCAAACACUACUGCAACUGUGAUGCUGACCUACGUACCUGGAGGGAGGACUCAGGCCUGUUGGUCUACAAAGACCAUUUGCCAGUCAGCCAGGUUGUGGUUGGUGAUGCAAGCAGAGCUGGAUCUGAGGCCAAACUAACAAUAGGGCCACUCAAAUGUCAAGGGGACUCAAACUUCUGGAAUGCAGCCUCUUUUACCAGCCCAGCCUCCUACCUCCACUUCCCUUCCUUGAGAGGUGAAACCAGCACUGAUAUCUCUUUCUACUUUAAGACAUCAUCCACUCAUGGAAUCUUUCUAGAAAACCUGGGAAACACCAACUUUCUUCACAUCGAACUCAGAGGAGGCUCAGUGGUGCUGUUCUCUUUUGACGUGGGCACUGAGCAGAUUGAACUCAGUGUCCGCUCACCGGUGCCUUUAAAUGAUGACCAAUGGCAUCAUGUGGAGGCUGAAAAAAACAUCAAGGAGGCAGUGCUGCAGCUUAAUGGAAAGUACAGAAUGGUCAGGCCCACCCACCUACAGGGAAAUGCAAAACCAGAGCUCUACAGUGACCUUUAUGUUGGUGCUUCAAGCGGUCAAAGAGGUUUUCUGGGCUGCAUGCGGGCUUUGAAGGUAAAUGGUGUGACCUUUGACCUGGAGGAAAGGGCAGAGGGGACUCCGGGUGUGAAUCCAGGCUGCCAGGGCCACUGCAACAGCUACAGGAUGCACUGCAGAAAUGGAGGAAAGUGUGUGGAGCAGUACAAUGGUUACUCCUGUGACUGCUCCCUUACUGCCUAUGAUGGACCCUUCUGCACUGACGACGUAGGCGGCUACUUUGAGACAGGAACACUGGUGCGUUAUGACUUCCUGCCAGAGGCGGGACCUUUUGCGUUGAGGGACGUGAAGAGCCUAUCAAGUGUUGGUGUUCCAAGUGAGGCCAACCUGACUCAGGAGGAGCUUGUGUUUAGCUUCAGCACCUACAGUUCCCCCAGCAUUCUUGUGUAUAUCAGUUCCAGAACUCGGGACUAUUUGGCCGUGGUGCUCAAACACAAUGGCACUCUCCAGAUCCGCUACAGUCUUGGAGGGCUCACAGAACCUUAUACCAUAGAUGUUGACCAUCGUAACAUGGCCAAUGGUCAACCACAUUCUGUCAACAUAACUAGGACCUUAAGGGCGAUACGACUACAGCUGGACCACUAUCCAGUGUCCACAUAUACCCUGCCUGAGGCCUCUGACACCCAGUUCAAUUUGGUCAAAAGUAUCUUUCUUGGCAAGGUCUUUGAAACAGGACAGAUUGAUGCCAUCCUGAUAGAGCGCUACAACACACCAGGUUUUGUGGGCUGUUUGUCAAGAGUUCAGUUUAACAGCGUGGCACCACUGAAAGCUGCCCUGCGCCCUAGCAUAGCAGCACCUGUCAGCACCCAUGGGAUACUGGUUCCUUCAAACUGUGGAGCCUCACCCCUGACCAUCUCCCCCAUGGCCUCUGCCAGAGACCCCUGGCACAUAGAAGCUGCUGGAGCUGUUUUCACCCUCAAUGACGACAGGUCCAGUGGUGAUGGUGUGGAUCGAAACUCGGCCAUCAUAGGAGGAAUAAUCUCCAUGGUGAUCUUCAGCGUCCUCUGCAUCAUGGUGUUUGUGAUUCGUCAUAUGUUUCGUCAUAAAGGCUCCUACCACACUAAUGAGGCUAAGGGAGCCGAGUCAGCAGACUGUGCUGAUGCAGCAAUCAUCGUCAAUGACCCAGCCUUCACUGAAACCAUUGACGAGAGCAAGAAAGAGUGGUUCAUAUGAACCACUUGGCAACAUGGACAUGUUAGGAUGUAUGUAGUUUUCUAGGCAUAGGGAGUAGUUGGAAGGUGACCACUUGUGGACAUUCAAGGAUGUACUGAGCAGUUUCUUUACAAACUUUAAGGACAGUGAAAAUGGUGGAACUAUAGCUUGGGUAUUAAAGCACGGAGCACAGUAGUGGUUGGCAGAGGCAGUAUAUUGGUUUAUAUGAAUGAAUGAUAGUCUUCAGGGGAUGGUGCCAUAACGUUUCAAAGUUUCAGACCUUGGAUGAGUGUGUGUUCAUUUGCUUUUAUUUUAUAUAUAUAUAUGUGUGUGUGUCUGAUUUUGAUUUCAGUAUGUAAUUUAUUUAUUUAAUUUUUUAAAAGUUUAUAUUAUUUAUUCAUUAUUUGUAGUUAUUUUUAUGUGUUUGUGUUUUACUUCUGGUACUUCAGCUUAGAAAACUAUGGCAUGAAUUAUGAUGUUUAUUGAUUAAUCCCAAUUAGCCUUUGUGCAUAUAGCAAAGCUCAUAAAUUCCACAUUUUGUAUAUUAAAUGUGAUACUUUAUAAUUUGCCUUGUUUUUAUAUAAUUAUUUAAUUUAUACCAUAUAUUGGUAAAGUUUAAUUUUGGUUCUAAGAUUAAAAACGGUGGCGUGCUUUCAUGUGUGUGUAUGUGUGUGUGAGUUGGCUUGUCUGUAAAGGAGAUGUAGCCAAGACUGUUUGCAUUGUUUGGACAAAGAGCUUCUGUUUAUUUCUGCAUCUGUGUCUUAAUGACUCUUUGGAACUCAGAAUUUUGUCUUUUGCUCCCAUAUGAGUUCAGGGGUUUCUUUUGCUUUUAAAAACUGAACUGAGUCCUAAGAGCUCAUCUUAGGUUGCAUUUUGUCCAAUGCCAGACUACAAAAAUACAAAAAAACAUCUUUCUCAAAAUAAUACAUGAGUUAAGUAUUUUAACAUAAUUCCAUCUUAUGAAUUAUCAUUUUUGUGAAAUCUUCUCAUGCACCUUCAGAGCCACCAUCAGGCAUCAUGUUUAUCUUUGUGAGUCCAGUACCAAGACAGGUGGAGGAUGAGUUAAGCACUAGACUGUAUGGACAGAUACUCUACCUUCUUUAAAAGGGAACAGAUAUACCUUCAGCCCCAUAAGCUGUCAGAUGUAUUUACUGUAAGCAUCUGAGAACCACAGCUCCAUAAUCUAGACUGAACUACUGUGACCUCUAACAGCAACUCCAACAUUUAUGCUUUUUCAUAUCUAUACUGAAAGUAAAAACCUGUGACACAGAACUUGGAGUGGAAGGGGGGGCAUAGCAGUCUUCCUACCACUGUAGUACCUUAACAUGUGAGAGCUUUGAACUUUGCAGAAGCCCAGUUCUGUAAUAUGACUUACAGUGAUCCUGCCAAUGACUGCCAGUACAACAGUCAUGCUGCUAGAAAGAAUAUACACUCAAAAAAAUUAAAGCCACACUCUGAAAACACACCAGAUCUCAAUGGGGUUAAAAAAAUAUGGUUAAUAUGGACAGGGUGAUGUGUUAGGAAUGAACGAAUUCCACAUCAUUCGAUGGAAAUGAAAACUCAACCUACAGAGAGCUGAAUUCAAAGACACACCAAAAAUCAAAGUGAAAAAAAUAUUGUGGCAGGCUAGAAAUUUCAUUGCAGUAACUCAGAAUGGUGCCAGAUAGUUUGUAUGGCUCCCACCUCCCCCAUGCAUGGGGGAGGUGGGGGGCUGUCCAUGUGUCACAUGUGCUCAGGGUGAACCUGCUCUCAUCUGUAAAAAAGCACAGGACCACUAGAGGAUGUUUGUCCCGGCAGGUUUUUAAAUGAUCUGUUGUGAUUUCAUGUAUGUUGUCAUGGUAUAACUGUUUUUAUAUUUCUGUAUUACUGGCUGUGGCAAUAAUUGCCCUUAGGGGACAAUAUCUUUGAAUUGGAUUGGGCCCUCAGGCCACCCUCAUGAAGUCUGUUUUGGAUCGUUUGAUUAGAGACAUUCACACCAGUAGCCUGCUGGAGGUCACUGUAUAGGGCUCUGGCAGUGCUCAUCAAAUGCACGUAUUAAUGUGCCAUCCUGAAGGAGUGGGACUCCUGUGUAGGGUCCAGGGAUUGCCAGUAGUGACACUGACCGUAGGCAAGUGCAAUACUAAUAAAAAAAUUUUUAAAAAGCAGAAAAGAUGGAGGGAAAAAUGAGUGUCCUCCACCUGUAAAACCAUUCCUAUCGUGGGGGUGUCUCAUUGUUGCCCCUCUAGUGCUCCUGUUGGUAAUUUCAUUAACACCAAAGCAGCUCAAAGUGAUUAACAACCUCCUCUGAUCUGAUCAAUAUCCCAGUUAAGUUUAAUUGACAUGAUGCUAUACUCUGAUUAAAAAGUGUUCCUUUAAUUUUUUGGGGGGUGGGGGUGGGGUGUUUACAAAGCUAACUGCUUGUGGUUGAGACCACUAACCUGAUGAGAUCAGGUUAAGUCCGAGUACAAAAAUAUCCAUAAAAUCAGGAAUCUGAGUUAACAGCUGAGAGCAGUAGCCCUUGCCGGAAGCUUUAUUUCGUCCCUUGCAAUGAUUGAACUUGGCCACAGUGUUUCAUUCUUUGGGCCAGAUGCCAUGGCUAAACACAUUUUAGUACAUGACUUGAAUAAGAGAUGAAACUGAUAUUGAUUAUCUUCACUGUUUCUGUACAAAAAUGGAAACAAGCAAUUGACAAUAUAUUGGCAGCGCGAGUUUCCCCUACCAUGAGAAAGUCUUAUUUUCAUUUUGCAGCCUUUCAGAGAGAUUCGUAAGUAUUACAGGUAUUAGUUUCUCCUGUUUCCUUGGUUGAAGUUAGAAUAAUGUGGUCAUAAUGUGAAGCUACACUGACUGUCUAGAUUCUUAGUUCAGGUUUCUGCUAAUUUUUUUUAUUUUUAAAAUGAGUUGUCUUUGAUUUUUAUGAACAGGAAUGUUUGUUAGUCAAAUACUAAUGGCUUACAACUUUGACAUUUGAUUGUAUUGCAUUUGUGUUCAUUUGACUUCACUGAGAUGUACUGGCAUGCUGUGUAACACUGAAUGACACUCUUCAGUUUGAUGAACCACUGCAGCAUCACACUGCUUUUUCUUCGAUGUUAUAUGUGUAACCUGCCUAACCUGUUGUUUUAUAGCUGAUUUCUUAUUCUUUGUGCUUGGAAACAUAAAGUCUCUUACAAAGACCUGUAACAUAUAAGAAUGAAUUGUACCCUCACUGAUACUGAAUUUGUUACAAGACACAGUUUGAUCAAGAUGAAGAUGGGGUUUAAAAAGAAAAAGGCACUUAAUACCUAAAAAAACAGUUACAUGGAAAGUUUCAGUAUUUUGGCUACACAGUAAACAACCCAUUAAAAAAACACAGAUGAAAAGAAUGACAUUAAACAAAGAGCACAGGGAGCUGUUGCAUCACCUAAAAUCUAAGAAGCAAAGACACACUGAAGACCACGUGUCUGGGUGUAACCAAACAACAAAUUUAACAAACUCAUUAAAAAGCUUGUUACAUUUUGCUAAAAGUCCCGGGAUGUGGGGAAGUCACGAAAGGUGUCUGGGCUGAAAAAAGAGACACGGAGGCAAAAUUUGAAGUAAAGCUUCUUUUUUUUUUAGCCUUUUGCAGCUUUAUUUGAUAGCUUUGCAGUGGAGCGAGACAAGAAGGCAGGAGGAGAGAUGGGGAAGACACGUAGUGAUUGGUGAAUAGGUCAGGACUCAAGCAUGCGCCAUCUGCACCACCACGCGUUAUAUGGAGUCACCCGCUCAACCGCUGAGCCACCCUGGUACCCAAAGCAAAGGUUUUUAUCAACAAUUAAGCUACAAGAGCCGGACAGGCCACAAUCACCAUCAAAAGAGAACAAAAAUAGGGCCCCCAGGGUGUCUCAAUGGAUGAGCAGGUGACCAUAUGGCUGUGGUGCGGGUGGCAUAGGCUCGUGU
Messenger RNA from Archocentrus centrarchus (flier cichlid), 8147 nucleotides. It is a transcript of the gene cntnap2b, whose product is annotated as contactin associated protein 2b. The record is from RefSeq and is a predicted model, not a curated record. The transcript is spliced from 25 exons. Lineage: Eukaryota; Metazoa; Chordata; Actinopteri; Cichliformes; Cichlidae. The coding region runs from base 333 to 4277 and encodes 1314 amino acids.